Messenger RNA from Ornithodoros turicata, 2930 nucleotides. Its product is annotated as ATP-sensitive inward rectifier potassium channel 12-like. Gene Ontology annotation, molecular function: inward rectifier potassium channel activity. The coding region runs from base 464 to 1933 and encodes 489 amino acids. The record is from RefSeq and is a predicted model, not a curated record. Gene Ontology annotation, biological process: potassium ion import across plasma membrane; regulation of monoatomic ion transmembrane transport. NCBI's taxonomy places the organism in Eukaryota, Metazoa, Arthropoda, Arachnida, Ixodida, Argasidae. The transcript has 8 exons. Gene Ontology annotation, cellular component: plasma membrane.
UACCCUUGCUCUCUUGUUGCAACUUGUGGCUGCUGGGGGAGCAUUCGCAAAACUUUGCGGCCGGCAGUUUGCUGUUUGGGCUGGUGUAGCCGUCGCUGUUGUUGUGUGUGUGUGUCCCGUCGAAAGCCAUGUGCAUUUCGUGAGGUGUGCUGGAUCGUGUUCUACGUUCGGCCCGUUUCCUGUCGGUAGGGAGAGGAUCGUCCAUAGUCGAAGGUGAUCACCAUGUACCCUACACCACCAAACGGAAUCCUUCGUUGAGAACCCUUUACAACAGCGUCGAUGUCUUCCCAAGAAUGACGUUGUUGCUUAGAGACCGGACACAAUUUUACAAUGUCUGAUUGUGAGACGUGAGGCAGAGAGGAAAAUGGAUGAGUCACUUAUAGGCUCUGAUGGCUUCGUUGAGCGACACUUGAGUUAGUGACGAGUGACCACCCGGGCAUUCGAUGGGCAAGCUGCCGGUGCCAUGAAAUUAACCGACAUGGACAAUGGCCAAGUCUGGCAGCAACUCAUCUCGAGGAGCUCUCACAGCCCGAGGGGUGAAAAUGACUCUGACUACGACACACCGCCUCAAAGCGCCCAGGGCAUGGGGGGGAAGCGUCCACCUCUCACCAAGCAUCUGUCGCUCAACGGGUUUCCAAAGUGCGGCGAAGGGGAAGGAGGGGAUUCUCCGGCAGUUCGCUACCAGAAGGCCAAGAUCAUACCCAGUAGGGUACGCAAACGGGUGAUUUUCAAGAAUGGAUCAGUGAACCUCUCAAAAGAACACGUCUACAAACGGUCACAGCGCUACCUGCAGGAUAUAUUCACGACCCUUGUGGACAUUCAAUGGCGCUGGAACCUCAUGGUCUUCUCCAUGGGCUUCAUAUUGAGUUGGCUCGUGUUCGCCAUCAUAUGGUGGCUCAUCAUGUUUGCUCACGGGGACUUUGACCCCCACGAGGGCGAAGACUGGACUCCAUGUAUUGUGGAAGUGACGUCAUUCACGUCUGCCUUCCUUUUCUCCCUGGAGACGCAACACACGAUUGGUUAUGGGACACGUGCCAUCACACCCGAAUGCCCUGAGGCUGUGUUCAUCCUCUGCAUGCAGUCCAUCACUGGUGUAAUGAUCCAGUGCUUCAUGGCGGGGAUCGUGUUCGCUAAGCUGUCCAGACCAAAGAAGCGUUCGCAGACUCUGCUCUUCAGCCGUAAUGCCGUCAUCUGCCUUCGUGACGGUCGGCUCUGCUUGCUCUUCAGGGUUGGAGAUAUGAGAAAGUCGCACAUAAUAGGCACCAACAUUUCGGCACAGAUCAUCAGACGUAAGGUUACAGCAGAAGGCGAAGUGAUUCCUUACUACCACACCCAGCUGGACGUACGUUUUGAUGCUGGCACAGACAGCAUCCUUUUUAUCUGGCCGGCCACAAUCGUUCACGAAAUUAACGAGACUAGCCCCUUCUACCACAUGUCUGCCGAGGAUGUCCUCCGUGAAAAAUUCGAAAUUGUCGUCAUCCUUGAGGGCACUAUCGAAUCAACGGGACAAUCCAUCCAGGCACGAUCUUCUUAUCUUCCAUCUGAGUUGCUGUGGGGACACCGCUUCGAGCAGCUGGUUCGCUUUCAGAAGGAUUCGUCGGAGUACCUCGUUGACUACUCAAAGUUCAACAACACCUACGAAGUGGAGACCCCGCUUUGCAGUGCUAAGGACUUCUACGAGUACCAACGGCUCUUGAAAAGCGCACCCCGGAUGGUGAUUCCCAACAGUACGAACUUGCAAAUGGACGACAAGAACAACCAACAACAGUCGCCAGUGGGCGGACAGCAGACACCAGUCUUCGCCUACCCCUACAUGUUUCCAAGUGGAUCAGUGAGCAGAAGGGCCAUUAUAUCUGCUGUGUCCCCAUCACAAGAGUCCACGUCACCUAUGGUGUCGCCUUUUCAGUCACUACGGAUUUCAAAAGACAUAUGACACCUUGUCCAAGCCUUUUGGUAUAAGGCGUGCGACGCUCCACACAGUCGUCUCUGCUUAGCGUGACCUACACACUGUCUCUGGAGACCCUGCACAUUUUUGGCGCGCCUCAACCAUAAGCCUGCAAACAAGGAGCAAUAUGACAACAACAAUCUACCAUAACAGGAGAGAUACUCAAGCUACAGUAUCAGUCACAAUGCACAUACACAAUCUCUUCUUUUGGACAAUUCGCUCGAUAUCACGAGUGCUGGGCGAGAGGAAACGUCGUAAUAUUUUAGAAGUGAUACCACGUACCAAUAGUGCCUGCCAGUUCAUAGCCUGUGUAUAGUUUUAGUGUUUUUUUUAUCUUCCCGCAUUUCUUGCACCCAGGUGUUGCAGUGCUGAGCGAGAAAAAUAUGGUAAAACAGCAAGUGCAGCACCAGUUCUUAUAGUGGCUAUGGCUGUUAGCGAGCCAGUGGAGACCUGGGAUAAAGAGUAAAGUUUUUAUCUGUAUUUCCUGUGUAAAUAGUGAUGGCUGUCACAAUACGAUUUCCCGGUCGCAAUAUAUUUAUAGCUGCUUUCCUUGCUGAAGAAAUUCCUUGCGUACUAAGCAAGAUGGACAUAGCAAUAAGCGAUUGUUAUUUUUGUGAUUGUAAAUAAGUACUUUUAACAGAACGUCAUUUAUUGGUCUUCUAACAAAUGGCUACCAACAUAAUAGAGACCGCUGUGGCUUGCAUGCCUAACAUUCCAAUGCAGAACAAGAAUACACUAUCCUAACUAUGCUAAUACCUAGCUCAUAAUUCGUUCACUUGUAGGUGAACUUGCUCGCCUAGAGACUAAACAAGAGCAAUAAUAAGGACAAUAAAAAUGCCACCUUACAUCAAGAGAGCUUCGCCAUUUCUCUGUCAAAACACAGAGCUCUGUUCGAACAGCAGUCUGCCUCUUCAGCUGUCUGCAACAGUUGUGCGUAUUUUCCACGAUAAAAAAUGCUUUUUGUAAAUAAAUGGAAUGGAGAGCA